Propithecus coquereli (Coquerel's sifaka) is the source of this 3383-nucleotide messenger RNA. RefSeq names its product zinc finger, DHHC-type containing 8 (gene ZDHHC8). The transcript is spliced from 11 exons. The record is from RefSeq and is a predicted model, not a curated record. Gene Ontology annotation, molecular function: palmitoyltransferase activity. Lineage: Eukaryota; Metazoa; Chordata; Mammalia; Primates; Indriidae. Gene Ontology annotation, biological process: protein palmitoylation. Bases 100 to 2394 code for a protein of 764 amino acids.
UCCUGCGCCGCGUCCAGCCCGCCCGCCCGACCCCGGCCCGACCCCGGCCGGCCCCGCCCGCCCGGCCCCGGGGAGGGAUGCGGCGGCGCGGCGCCCAGGAUGCCCCGCAGCCCCGGGACGCGCCUCAAACCCGCCAAGUACAUCCCGGUGGCCACGGCCGCCGCGCUGCUGGUCGGCUCCAGCACCCUGUUCUUCGUGUUCACGUGCCCAUGGUUGACACGAGCUGUGUCCCCAGCCGUUCCUGUCUACAAUGGCAUCAUCUUCCUCUUUGUCCUGGCCAACUUCAGCAUGGCCACCUUCAUGGACCCUGGCGUCUUCCCCCGAGCGGAUGAGGACGAGGACAAGGAGGAUGACUUCCGAGCCCCGCUAUACAAAAACGUGGACGUGCGAGGCAUCCAGGUCCGCAUGAAGUGGUGUGCCACGUGCCACUUCUACCGCCCACCGCGCUGUUCCCACUGCAGCGUCUGUGACAACUGCGUAGAGGACUUUGACCACCACUGCCCCUGGGUCAACAACUGCAUUGGGCGCCGCAACUACCGCUACUUCUUCCUGUUCCUGCUGUCGCUCAGUGCACACAUGGUGGGCGUCGUAGCCUUUGGCCUGGUCUACGUGCUGAACCAUGCAGAGGGACUGGGCGCUGCUCACACGACCAUCACCAUGGCUGUAAUGUGUGUGGCCGGCCUCUUCUUCAUCCCUGUCAUCGGCCUAACUGGCUUCCACGUGGUGCUGGUCACUCGCGGGCGCACCACCAACGAGCAGGUGACGGGGAAGUUCCGCGGGGGCGUGAACCCCUUCACCCGAGGCUGCUGUGGGAACGUGGAGCACGUGCUAUGCAGCCCCCUGGCGCCCCGAUACAUAGUGGAGCCGCCCCGGCUGCCACUUGCCGUGAGCCUGAAGCCGCCCUUCCUUCGGCCUGAGCUCCUGGAGCGAGCUGCGCCGCUCAAGGUCAAGCUCAGUGACAAUGGGCUGAAGGCCGGCCUGGGCCGCAGCAAGUCCAAGGGCAGUCUGGACGGGCUGGAUGAGAAGCCGCUAGACCUGGGGCCGCCACUGCCCCCCAAGAUAGAUGCCGGCACAUUUGGCAGCGACCUGCAGACGCCGCGCCCAGGCAGCGCUGAGAGCACCCUGUCGGUGCAGAGGACCAGCCCCCCGACACCUGCCAUGUACAAGUUCCGGCCAGCCUUCUCCACUGGGCCCAAGUCACCCUUCUGCGGGCCGGGUGAGCAGGUCCCAGGCCCUGACUCCCUGACCCUGGGGGAUGACAGCAUCCACAGCCUGGACUUUGUGUCUGAGCCCAGCCUUGACCUCCCUGACUACGGCCCCAGCGGCCUCCACGCAGCCUACCCACCAUCCCCGCCACUCAGCGCCUCUGAUGCCUUCUCGGGUGCUUUGCGCUCCCUGAGCCUCAAGGCCACAGGCCGGAGGGGCGGGGACCACAUGGCCUUGCAGCCCCUGCGCUCCGAGGGUGGGCCUCCCACGCCCCGCCACAGCAUCUUCGCCCCCCACGCGCUGCCCAACCGCAAUGGCAGCCUCUCCUAUGACAGCCUGCUCAACCCGGGCUCGCCUGGCAGCCAUGUCUGCCCGGCCCACCCCUCAAUUGGCGUGGCCAGCUACCGCUCGCCCUACCUGCACCCUGGGGCUGCGGACCCGCCACGGCCCCCGCCCCGCAGCUUCAGCCCAGUGCUGGGCCCCCGGCCACGGGAGCCUUCGCCUGUGCGCUAUGACAACCUGUCCAGGACCAUCAUGGCGUCUAUCCAGGAGCGCAAGGACAGGGAGGAACGCGAGCGGCUUCUGCGCUCCCAGGCUGACUCGCUCUUCGGCGACUCAGGUGUCUACGAUGCGCCCAGUUCCUACAGCCUGCAGCAGGGCAGCGUGCUAUCCGAGGGCCCCCGUGGCCCCGUGCUGCGCUACGGCUCCAGGGAUGACCUCGUGGCUGGGCCUGGCUUUGGAGGCGCCCGCAACCCUGCCCUGCAGACGUCGCUGUCCUCGCUGUCCAGCUCUGUGAGCCGGGCACCGCGGACAUCCUCCUCCUCCUUGCAAGCUGACCAGGCCAACAACAACGCUGUGGGGACCCGGCCUGGCAGUGGCUCGCACAGGUCGCCUGUGCGCCAGGGUCUGCCUUCCCCGCCUGGCACUCCCCACUCACCCUCCUUCUCAGGCCCCAAGGCCGUCGCCUUCAUCCACACGGACCUCCCUGAGCCGCCGCCCUCGCUGGCCAUGCAAAGGGACCACCCUCAGCUGAAGACCCCCCCAAGUAAGCUUAACGGGCAGUCCCCAGGCCUGGCCAGGCUGGGGCCUGUCUCUGGCCCCCCAGGGCCCUCCGCCAGCCCCACCCGGCACACGCUGGUUAAGAAGGUGUCCGGCGUGGGUGGAACCACGUACGAGAUCUCGGUGUGAGGACUGACCACCACCCAUCGGCCGUGGCGCCACGGGGACCAGGGCCCCCAGCGGCCCUCCCUCCACCGACUUCUCUGCCCCAGGGACAGGAGGCCACCUCGGCCGGUGUGGACACAUCAGCAGGAGCGAGUGCCACGCCUCCACAGCUUGUCCCAAGCCUUCCGCCUGUCCAUCCACUUGUCUGCUCCCGGGGUGCGCAGGACCCCGGCCAGGCUGGGCCCAGGGCUGCCGGGCUGCAGGUCUGUGCAGCUGGGUCCCGUCAGCCGUCUGCCCCGGGCUGUAGCCAGGCCAGCCCACAGCAUCCCACAGCCCCACCCACUCCCCUUACAGAUGGGUCCCUGGGGCCCCACCACCCUCCCAACGCAGCCUCCCCCGCCAGGCUGCUCCUAAUGCGUUGCCUUUCACGGACCCACUGGAGACGUGUAGCUUGGCAGGGCCGGUGCUUCUGCAGGGAGUCCAUGCUCGUCUACUCCUGGUUGUGACAGACGGGUGGACAGACGGACAGCCAGCCAGCUGUGGCAGGGGUCCCAGCUCUGUGUGUCCCGUCUUGCCCGGCCAGCGGGCGCAUGUCCCCAUGUCUGUGUGCUGAGCUGCUGUGCCAUGUCCGAUGUGUUAGUGCUCCAGCCGCCGCCGUCCCUUCGUUGAAGCCUUAACCGCUGCUUUAUGCUCUUGUGGGAGGCGACAGAGGGCAGGCAGGAGCCGGCGCGGGCGACGCUGCCACAGGGGCGGGUGACACCCGGAGCCCUCUCCCUGGCCCUCAGGCCCUCCCUGCCAGACUGGAGUGUCCCUGCCCCUGGCAUGCCAGCCCCCAGCCCUGGCCCAGCGGCGGUGUGCGCCGCGUGGAAAGCACAUCGGGGAGGGGUCAGUGCUUCCCCUGGCGUCGGGGACCUGAGAGUAAGCACACGACAGCGUCCGCUUGCGUUGUGUCUGUUUUAUGUUUUUGUAUCUACAUCUAUAUAUCUAUAAUUUUAUUAAAAAAAAGAAAAAGA